UCUUAAUAAAACGCGUGGAGUUUAUAAUAUGUCUGCGCCACCGAUAUAUAAGGCCUGCUACUCAGGCGUACCCGUAUAUGAGUUCAAUUGCAAGAACGUAGCAGUCAUGAAGCGGCGGUCUGAUUCUUGGAUGAACGCUACCCAAAUACUCAAAGUUGCCAACUUCGACAAACCCCAGCGUACACGUAUUCUCGAGAGGGAAGUACAGAAAGGCACCCACGAGAAGGUACAAGGUGGCUACGGCAAAUAUCAAGGUACCUGGAUACCUAUGGAGAGAUCAGUCGAAUUGGCCCGACAAUAUCGUAUUGAAUUGCUCCUAGAUCCUAUCAUAAACUACCUCCCAGGCCCACAAUCCCCUCCGCUUGCUCCAAAACACGCGACUAACGUCGGUUCACGCGCACGCAAGUCAACAGCACCAGCAGCUCAAACCCUUCCUUCUACUAGCAAGGUAUUCCAUCCUCUAAGUUCCACGAAGCAUCCAGCGAAAUUGGCUGCAGCCACGAAUGCUAAGGCUGAGAUUUCGGACGGUGAAGAUGCCAGCAUUCCAUCCUCACCUUCCUUUAAAUCGAAUAGCUCGAGAACGCCCUCCCCUAUUAGGAUCAAUGCACGCAAAAGGAAGCUUGAGGAUGAAGCUACCAUCCCUUCAUCCGCCAUCGAUGGUUCAAUAAGCUACGAGGACAUUAUUUUGGAUUAUUUCAUUAGCGAGUCAACCCAAAUUCCAGCAUUAUUAAUACAUCCUCCAUCAGAUUUCAACCCAAAUAUGUCUAUCGAUGAUGAGGGCCACACCGCUAUGCAUUGGGCUUGCGCCAUGGGCAAAGUUAGAGUCGUCAAGUUAUUAUUAAGUGCUGGUGCUGACAUCUUCCGCGUUAAUCACUCCGAGCAAACGGCUUUAAUGAGAAGUGUAAUGUUUAGCAAUAAUUAUGAUAUACGCAAAUUCCCACAACUCUACGAGCUUCUUCAUAGAUCCACACUCAACCUCGACAAACAUGAUAGGACCGUCCUUCACCAUAUUGUUGACCUCGCAUUGACAAAAUCCAAAACACAUGCUGCAAGAUAUUAUAUGGAGUGUGUAUUAUCGAAACUCGCCAACUAUCCUGAUGAACUAGCGGAUGUAAUUAAUUUCCAAGAUGAUGAGGGCGAAUCUGCACUCACAUUGGCUGCUAGAGCACGCUCGAAGAGAUUGGUCAAGUUGCUUCUUGAGCAUGGCGCUGACUCGAAGCUUCCUAACAAAGAUGGUAAAACUGCAGAGGAUUAUAUACUAGAAGAUGAGAGGUUUAGACAAUCACCUUUGUUAAACUCAAACCACCUUAGACUGCAUCCACCAGACACUUCCAUUUAUGCACCACCUGCACAUCUUUUCAAUAGUGAAACGAGUCAAAAUAUCGCCAACACUUCGAUGUCAAGUGUAGCGAACCUCUUGGAGAGCUUGGCUCAGUCAUAUGACAAGGAGAUCACCCAGAAGGAGCGCGAUUAUCAACAAGCACAAGUUAUUUUGAGAAAUAUCAAAACAGACAUUGUCGAAGCGAAAAGCAAUAUCGAGAAGAUGACGAUCGAUAGCAGCGAAUUUGAGCAUCUUAAACACAAGUUGAGAGAAUUGGAAAUGAAACUCGAAGAACACUCAAAUGAUGUAUACAAUAAAGGUUGGGAGGAGUACAGCAGGAAUGUAGAUGAUCCAGCUAUAGAUGCCCCAUCUGACAACGUUCAAGAGGAAUGUGCUAGCCUUCGCAAUAAGAUCAAGGAUUUACAAGAAAAGCGGAUUUCAUCUAUGCAAGAACUCAUUAAACGACAAAAAGAGGUCGGUACUGGUAAAAAGAUGUCAGAGUAUCGCAAAUUAAUCAGCGUCGGCUGUGGUAUACCAACAACGGAGAUUGAUGCCGUUCUUGAGAUGCUCUUGGAGAGCUUAGAAAGUGAAAAUGCGAACAAGAAGGCUGCACUGGCGAGCGGAAUUUCUGGUGCUCUUAGUAGCACAUCGAGUGCACCAAGUCAAGCUACAACUUCGGCACCUACCGGGGUAGCCACGCCAGGUGCGCCUGUGCCAGCAUCAUCAGAAAAAGCAGGACUGUUACCACCAGCACCGGUAAUGCAAUAAUAUAACUAAUUUAAAUAUGUAUAAUUGUACAAUUUCUAACUAUUUCUUCUUUUGUACGACUUCGAAUCCAUCA
Molecule: messenger RNA, 2162 nt
Organism: Wallemia mellicola CBS 633.66
Lineage: Eukaryota; Fungi; Basidiomycota; Wallemiomycetes; Wallemiales; Wallemiaceae
Product: apses-domain-containing protein
Exons: 3
Coding region: 29-2089 (686 amino acids)
Cellular component (GO): SBF transcription complex; MBF transcription complex
Molecular function (GO): protein binding; transcription regulator activity; DNA binding
Source: RefSeq, a predicted model, not a curated record